This is a messenger RNA of Papaver somniferum (opium poppy), 633 nucleotides long. RefSeq lists its product as uncharacterized. The coding region runs from base 1 to 633 and encodes 210 amino acids. The record is from RefSeq and is a predicted model, not a curated record. The transcript has a single exon. NCBI's taxonomy places the organism in Eukaryota, Viridiplantae, Streptophyta, Magnoliopsida, Ranunculales, Papaveraceae.
AUGGCACAAGGUUUGGAGAAAUCAAAAAACAAAACCGAAGAGUUGAAGUCUUUGUCGGAAAAUCUGAAGACACUAGCUAAAGAACGUGAGAAAGAAGUAGAACCCGAAAAGCUUAAGACUAAGGACGCAAUCGAAAAGGAAAAUCUCAAAGAAAUGCGAAUUCAUGCAAGGAAUAUGGUUCGCAUGAGACAAGAAGUGGCAGAUUAUGGUCAAAUAUCUCAUCGUCUUGAUUCAAUGGUGGAUUAUUUUGACAAAGAACCGGAGCAAAGUGUGGUGUUUAGCUUCAUUCCAACUGUUGUUGAAGCUAUCGAUUCUUCUAUAGCAACGGGAAACUCGAAGACGCUAGUGACAACACUGGAUGAAAUUGAGAAGCGAUAUUUCAGUGCGGAGAUUGUGGUCAAGUUUAAGUACUCGUCGAUUACCGAAAACAGGCCGGUUUGUAUGUCUGAAGAGGAGAAAGUUUGUAAUUUGAUUCAAAAAGUAGCAGAUGAAUACAAAUUGAAGGUUUCAGUUAGGUUAGAGCACUCACCGAGGAUGUCGCCGACAGUUCGGGAUGAAGUAAAAUGGUUUGAUGACUCUCAAGUUAAGACCAAAACUACUAGCUGGUUCAACAUAUUCGCUUGUUACAUAUGA